AUGGCGGUCUUGCACGGACUUUCAAGGUUGCGGCGAGGAGAGGAGUACAAUGCAGAGGUCAGGAUUCAAGCACCCCCUCGCCCAUGGGCACUCCUCUGUCAGUCUAGCCAAGGGGCAGAGAGAGGCAGGUUCGGCUGUGGCGCCCUUCCACAUACUUCAGUUACAAUAUACGUACUUCCAGCCUACGCACAUGUUAAAUUCCCGCCAGAUUAUCCCUAUUCACCACCUUCCGUCCGAUUCCUGACUAAAGUUUGGCAUCCUAAUGUUUAUGAGAAUGGCGACCUUUGUAUCUCUAUCCUACACCCUCCAGUGGAUGAUCCUCAGAGUGGGGAGCUUCCGUGUGAGCGUUGGAAUCCUACACAGAAUGUGCGCACAGUGUUGCUAUCUGUAAUUUCUUUGCUGAACGAACCUAAUACUUAUUCUCCGGCCAAUGUGGAUGCUUCCGUUAUGUACCGUCGCUGGAGGGACUCUAAGGGCAAGGAUAAAGAAUAUGAAAAUAUCAUCAGGAAACAGGUGAUGUCAUCUCGUAGUGAAGCAGAGCGUGAUGGAGUGGUAGUGCCACUUACGCAAGAAGAUUAUUGUAUCAAGACCAAGGUUAAGCCAGAUACUGAGCCUGUAGAUAUGUAUGAUUUCUAUGAUGACGAUUAUGACAUUGAUGACGAUGAUGAAGAUGACGAUGAAGAACUAUCCGAUAAUGAUAUUGAUGAUGGUGAUGACAGUGGAAAUGGUGAAUCGUGAUAGGCUGGUAUCAGGAGACACUGGAGGGUGGUUUAGUUGCUGGCCCGAAUGCUUAAACGUCCCUAGAGUAAUAGAAAAAAAAAUCAGACAAACAUAGUUAUUGUUCACAUUGCAUUGGUCUAUCAGCUAUGAAAAGUGGAUUCUGCAGAACCUGCCAACUCUUAAGCAGUUAUUUAAGAAUUCGGGCAGAAAGUAAAGUGAAGUCCAAGGUAGUGGCACCCAAUUUCCCCCUCACACAUCACCCAUUGUUAUCACUACCACAUUGGCCCCAUGCAUCUCAUGAAUCCUUGAUCACAUGUGCAUGUGAAACCAGUGCAAGCAUGUAAAUUAGUGACCAUUAAUUUACUGUCGCUGAUUUAUGGCGUGACUUGGACGACGUACAUCCACAAUUGCGUUGCUCUUUGAUCGCGUUCACUUGUGAAUAUGACAACUCUCAACCACCCACAUUUCAGGCGAUGUGUGUAUGCUGACUGAUCUUCAAAGUCAUCAUCACUUUCUAUGGUAACAAGAAUUCCUGCUGUUGUCAGAGCGAGUGUGAUGUAUGAGUUCAUUUGCGUUUCUGAAAGAUCACACAAUAUCUCUAAUUUUUUCUAGAGUAUAUUAAUAAUUUAUUGAAGAAGACAAGUGCUGUGAGUUCAUUACAAAAAAAAAACUUAUUUUUGUCUUUCUUGCUUAGUGGCAGUAUGGGGCCAGAAAUUGCAGAGCAAAAUUUCGUUUAGAUUUUGUGUAUGGCAUAUGAUAUUUGUAAAUAAAAUUGGUUUUAUUAAUUUAUCACAUAUACCCAAUAAGCCUAAGCCAAUUUCUAGUAAUGAACAUUGAUAUAAUUGACAUUAUUGCUACAUAUUGCAAAAAAAAAAAAAAAAAAUUAAACCGGCCUUCAACUAGAGAAAACAUGUAUAUUGUUUGUAAUUUUGUUGGUGGCAAAUAUGGCAAUCACCACUUUAAGGUUGAUUUGAACUUGAGAUAUCAUUGGCAACUCAGCCUUAAAGAUCUUGAGCCUGGAUAACAAGCAUAGUGUAUUCUGCAGUGUUGCCAUGGGCAGCUUUGCAAGCAACAAAGUGAAUUACUUGAUAUUCCAUUUUUUUCAGUUAAAUUUGCUUGGAGCUUAUUUUGUAAGGCAAGGCUCAAAGAUUAUUUUCUAUUGCCAUUAACUAAAUUUUGCAAAUGUGAGAAGAUUGGGGUCUUGAUGCAGGAUUAGAUUAACCUUUUGAGGUAGUUUAGAUUGAUGUGAAUUAUGUGAUCUGGAAAAUUGUCAUAAUCUCUGAAAGUUCUUGUUACUCAAAUUUUUUGACAAUAAUACUGUUGUAUGAAAGCUAUGUACUUUAUUUCUUCUCACAAAUAAUAAUUCCAUCCAAACUGAGGGAUAUAAUUUUCCAUCAUGUACAGUUAUUAAAAGGAAGUUUAAAAUAUUUACAUGGAAGAUGUUUAUCUCUUUCCUUAAUUAUCAUUGCCUUCAGAUAUGUGCUAUUUACUCUGAUGUGUGUAAUUUUCUUGCAAAUGCCAUUUUGAGUUUCCCCUCGCUAUUAUCACUUUGAAUUCAAAUUUGAUAAUGCAGAUUUGAGUUAAUUAGCUGAGAUAGCAAGGUGAAAUUUUAUGGUCUCAAGGAUUCGUAUAGUUUGUACACAAGAAAAGAGCAGAUGAACUGGGAUGAAUAUAAGAAGGAUUCAUUGUACAUAACUCAUUGUCAUAUUUAUAAUCACCUUUUCUGUGGACUAUGAUAGGAGGUAUGUUACCAUAAUUGGAAAAAUUUAAUUUCCUUUAUGCAGUCUUUAAGUGCCAGAGUUAUCUAUGAUAUUUCUACAGCUCAAGAUACACGAAAAGAUAAAUGGAAGAAGCACAUGAGAGCUCUCUCUCCAGUAACACCUCUUGCUAAUAUAGGCUGAUAUUUGCUCACUUACGUUUCUUUAAUCUCAGUUGUACUACUCUACUGUGGCUUUACAAGUCAAACUAAACAAAAGAAGAAAAAAAAAUAGCCUAUUUUAAGAUAGCACGAGUACCCAAUUUCAGAUAUUGAUGUUUUUUCUAUUAAUAUUUUGUAGCAGAAGCUGUAUUUAAUGUUAUUUUUGUAUAGUCUUAUGACAGGAGGUAUUCUUAAUGGCACUUUCAAGCGACCUCAUGCAAGAAUAUGUACCAAGUAUUUCAGCAACAUUUCAGGUAUUUUGUUUGUAGUGCAUAUAUUUCAGUUACAAACAAUGCUCUACCUAUUGUCAUUAACAGCAUCACAAAACUAAUAUGAAAGCCAGAGUUUUAUCAUUUUCAGUUGCUGAAUAAUUGUCCCUCAACAAAAUGCUGUAUGGAGCUGGAUACAGACUGCUGCACUUUUGUAUGGUUAAUUGUAAGGAUUGCAGGCUUCGUUUAGUGUAAUAAAGAUAUUGUUACAAG
This is a messenger RNA of Cherax quadricarinatus, 3120 nucleotides long. The record is from RefSeq and is a predicted model, not a curated record. NCBI's taxonomy places the organism in Eukaryota, Metazoa, Arthropoda, Malacostraca, Decapoda, Parastacidae.